This is a messenger RNA of Pistacia vera, 2842 nucleotides long. RefSeq names its product telomere repeat-binding protein 4-like. The transcript is spliced from 11 exons. Gene Ontology annotation, molecular function: protein binding. NCBI's taxonomy places the organism in Eukaryota, Viridiplantae, Streptophyta, Magnoliopsida, Sapindales, Anacardiaceae. The record is from RefSeq and is a predicted model, not a curated record. The coding region runs from base 492 to 2594 and encodes 700 amino acids.
CUUCUUUCAAGAGGCUUUUGUCCAUUUUAUAGAGAGAGAAAAACAGAACAAAGUAACAGAAUUUCAGAGAGAGAAUUUCUGUAAAACUAAACAUUUAAGUCAUUCAUUUGAAUUUGAUCGUUGCUUCAGCAGGUGAUUGUAUGGAGAGUUGUAUCAAAUUUAUGCAAAAAAGAAAAAUGCAGCUAUUUGUUAUUUUCCAUUAACGUCUGAUCGGGGUUUUGCGUAGGCAGUUUGACAUGAUGAUUGGUUAUUUUCUGGAAAAAAUUGUUAAUUGAGGAUUGUUGAUCAUGUUCAUGAUUUUCUGUAUGUUCAUUUUGGUUUAAUUUAUGGAUGGAUCUGUUUGGUCGCUGAGAAAUGGAGGGAAAUGUUAUAGAAUAGAAUGUCAACUGGCAUAUACGAGUUGAAGCGGAAUCUGGGGUGAGGCACCUUUUUGUUUGAUGAAUUCACAUCUUUAUGUUUGAUGAGUUAUCAUUUGUAUGCAUUUUUGAGAUAUGAAGUUGAAGAAGGGGCUUGAUCAUGGUCUUAAUGGGUUCCAUGUUGCCACUAUUCCUAAGGCUCCUCGAUCAAACAGGAGGAGGGCUCAACUUAAGAAGACGGAUGAGGAUAGUGAAAUCUGUGCUUUUGAUUUGCUGGCUUCUUUAGCCAGAAAGUUAUUGCAGGAGUCUGAAAGUUCUUCUGCUUCUAGUAAUGCAUCAGGAAAUGAUCAUACUGCCAGUGGUAAAGAUGCUGUUCAAGAUGGAUGCCAAUUUCAAGAUAAACCAUUGAAAACAGAUUGCCUUGAGCAGGGAAGCUGUGAAGGGAGUGUCGUCGUCUCUCAGUCAGCGUCACAAAAUUGUGACCAGAAGUGCUCAUUAAAUGAGUUCCCACUUGCUGAAGAUGAUGACAUCUUGGAACGCACUUCAAAAGUUAUUGAUUCUGGUUUCUCGGGCAAUAUAGGGGGUGAUGCAAUUUACAAAAGCAAUAUAAUGAAUGUGAAUAUUCCAAGUAAAGUGGAGGGAGGCUCCCCAAAUUUUGGGGAGUCAUUUUAUAAUGGCAUGGAGAAUGUACUUGAACAACAGUUGGAGACUAAAGGUAUGGAGAAAGGAGGUCUGAAUAGAGCUGAAACAUGCAGUUCAAGGGAUCCAACAGAACUGCGUGUGACGUUUCCAGCAUUGAUCAAUUCUGACAGAGAUGUCAAAUUGCCAUCAUGCAGGAACCGUGUUUCUAAUUCCCUUUAUUCAAGGCAUAGGAAUGCCAAUAAGUUAGGUGUUAGAGAUGACGACGAUAAUUUAUCUAGGACCAGCAAAAUUAGCAACAAGUUAAAGGUAUAUAGGCCAGUGACACGUAUUAGAGAUCGAAGAAUAAGGAAAUUGCUGACAUCUAAAUACUGGAAAACAGCUCCAAAAUUGAAGGACUUUGAACUUUCUAGAGCUGAUGGUGGAGUAAAGCCUCUACAUCGCAAGAGGAAACCUUACAACAGUGAGAGGUGUCAGCGUGAUGCUCUUCAUAAGAGGAGGAAAUUUUAUGGUCACAACUCACUAGAUACUUUCGAUGGGGGAUUCAGCAGUGAAAGUGUUACAAAUUCACCUGAGAAGGGGAGGAAUGGAGACAAAAGACGCUUACCCCCAAUGUCCCAUGGAGCAAGUGUGGUGAUAUCUUCAGUUGCAGGUCAUCAAACAUCUCUCCUCUCCAAGGAUUCUAAUGUAAAGUUCAGCAUUAAAUCCUUCAAGGUUCCAGAGAUUUUUGUUGAGGUCUCAGAAACUGCUACUGUUGGUUCUCUGAAGAGGACAGUAAUGGAUGCAGUGACUGCUAUACUUGGUGGUGGACUACGUGUGGGAGUACUUCUUCAUGGGAAGAAGAUUAGAGAUGACAACAGAACUCUGUCACAAACUGGUAUUUCUUCUGAAGACAGUCUUGAUACUCUGGGUUUCACUUUAGAGCCCAGUCCUGUGCAAGGCCCCCCACCUCUGUGCUGUGCUGAAGAUCCUCCACUUUCGUUACCAUGUGACACACCCCAACUUGCACCAAGGUCUCCCUUGACUCCUGCUUUAGAUUCAGCCAUUCCUAACGCCUUACCUGACCCUCGUCCUCCAACCAGUGAAGAAAACCAUGUAGAAAGUAAUCAUGAACCCAUGACCCCCCACACUGACUUACUACCUGACACAAGUUUGUCAGAUUCGAGAGCUAUAGUUGCUGUUCCACCGAUUAAAGUUGAGGCACUAGCUGUGGUUCCUGUGAACAAUAAAAUUAGGCGAACUGACAUUGCACAGCGUCGAACCAGGAGACCAUUUUCUGUAUCAGAAGUAGAAGCACUGGUGCAGGCUGUUGAGGAACUUGGAACUGGGAGGUGGCGUGAUGUCAAAUUGCGUUCUUUUGAGGAUGCUGAUCAUCGAACUUAUGUGGACUUGAAGGAUAAAUGGAAAACACUGGUUCAUACUGCAAGAAUAGCUCCUCAACAAAGAAGGGGAGAGCCUGUACCCCAGGAGUUGUUGGACAGAGUCUUGGCAGCCCACGCUUACUGGUCUCAGCAUCAGGCAAAACAGCAAGGCAAGCAUCAUCCUGGAAUACUGAAAAUUGAAGGCCAGGCCGAGGAAGAUGGAAUACCUGCUAUCUAAUUGUGAUGAUGUAAAAAGAAAGGUAAAUUGUGGACAGGAACAGUGAAAACGAAAACUGUACAAAAUUUAUUCAAAAUUAUGUAAUAUUCUCACACUUACAUGAUUCAUGGCCGGCUUUUGUAAAUGAUUUGGUGAAAAUAAGAUCAUUCUAACCAAACUCACAGUUUUAAUUGAUUCAAUUGCUGUAAUUCAUAUUUGUUGAACUUUUGAGGAAUGAAGAACUAGAACAGCUAAUGUAGUUUUACAUU